Messenger RNA from Chara braunii, 1819 nucleotides. NCBI's taxonomy places the organism in Eukaryota, Viridiplantae, Streptophyta, Charophyceae, Charales, Characeae. The record is from the annotation of a GenBank genome assembly.
CCGGAUCGGCCGAUCUCUCACGAGAUCAUUCUCGAGGCCGGUGCCGUGCCGCCGAAAGGUUGCAUUUACCGCAUGAGAGAGGAGGAGCUUACAGUCCUCCAUGCGCAACUCGAUGACUUAUGGGACAAGGGCUGGAUCCGCCCUAGUAGCUCCCCAUAUGGAGCACAAGUUCUCUUCGUACGGAAGAAGAACAAGGAUCUACGAUUGUGCAUCGACUACUGCAAGCUCAACGCGCAAACCGUCAAGAAUGUUGGGCCUCUUCCUCGUAUAGACGACCUCCUUGAGCGAUUGGGUGGCGCGAAGUACUUUUCUAAGUUGGAUCUGAAAUCAGGAUACCAUCAGAUUUCGAUCCGGCCGAACGAUUGCUAUAAAUCCAUGUUCAAGACACGGUACAGGCAUUUUGAGUGGGUGGUCAUGCCUUUUGGCCUCACCAAUGCCCCGGUGACUUUUCAAGCGGCAAUGACCAACGAGUUUCGUGCGAUGUUGGACCAGUUCGUGCUGGUCUACUUAGACGACAUUCUCGUCUAUAGCCGGACAUUGGAGGAUCAUCUUGAGCACCUUCGACGAGUGUUGGAGACGCUCCGCCGCGCCAAGUACAAAGCCAACCGCGACAAGUGCGAAUUUGUCCGGCAAGAGCUGGAAUACUUGGGCCAUUUUUUCACACCGGAGGGCAUUAGUCCGUUGUCGGACAAGAUUCAAGCCAUCCACGAGUGGCCGGAGUCGCGGAAUGUCACGGAUGUCCGUUCGUUCCUUGGCCUUGCCGGCUACUACCAACGUUUUAUCAAGGGAUACUCGAAGAUCGCGGCCCACUUCACCAAGCUUCAAUGCGAGGAUCGGUCGUUCGACUUCGGGGAGGAUGUGCGAGAAUCAUUAUUGGCUCUCAAAGCUGCAUUAUUGUCUGUGGAGGUCUUACGAAUCUACAACCCGCUAUUGCCAACGCGUGUUACUACGGAUGCGUCCGACUAUGACAUUGGUGUUGUCCUCGAACAACAAGAUGGAGUGGACUGGCACCCGGUCGAGUAUUUCAGCAAGAAAGUGCCCGUCGUGCACUCCAUUAAUGAUGCACGCAAGAAGGAGCUCCUAGCCUUCGUCCACGCGCUCAAGCCAUGGCGGCACUUCCUCCUUGGUCGAAGUCAAUUCCGAUGGGUAACGGACAACAAUCCGUUGGUCUUCUACAAGACCCAAUACACCGUCAAUAGCACCAUCACCCGUUGGAUGGCUUUCAUCGACCAAUUCGACUUCUUUCGUGAUCACAUUCUGGGGAAGUCUAACCGUUUCGCGGAUGCUCUUUCACAGCGUUCGGAUCAUUGUACCACAGUCUAUUCGACCUUCGAGAUCGACGACGACCUGCGGGACAGCUUCAUCAGCGGCUACCAAGCCGACCCCGAGUUUCGCGACAAGUACGCGAAUUGCUCCUCUCCUAAUCCGACGCCUUCUCACUAUCGGAUCCAAGAGGGGUACUUGCUUGUCCACACAGGGGGGAAGGACCUUCUUUGCGUACCGAGUGACUCUCACUUGCUUGUCAAUCGAACGAUUGGCCGACUUCGCAAGUGCUUUUGGUGGCCCGGCCUUCUCGGCGACGUCACACGCUAUUGCGAGUCAUGCGAGGUUUGCCGACGCUGCAAAUCCCACAACCAUCGUCCGUACGGCGAGUUGCGACCAUUACCGGUCCCCUUGCGCCGGAGGGAAGCGAUUGCCAUGGACAUUACCGGGUCGUUCCCCAUGCACAAGACCGGUGUGGAUGGGAUUCUCACGGUGGUCGACUGACUCACCAAGUUUGUCAUGUUUUUGCGUUGCCGCUAUCAUGCCAAGGCACCAG